CCUGUUUCGUCCCUGCUCCCAUUUUCUUUUCCAUUUCAAGCCUCUCUCUGUCCCCGACACCACCAAGACCUCCUCCUUCUUCCCAAUUUCUCUGUUUCUCUGCUACUCCUUCUGAUACUAAGAAAGAGCAAUUUCUGAUAAGAAAAAAGUUAUCGAUUUAGCUUCUCCCACAAGGUUCUACUUUUGGAAGCAGAAAUAUCCUAAAUGAUGCUUUUUCUUGCUGGGGAAUGUCUUUCUCUCUAUCCACCAAUCUUUGAAAUUAGGACGUGAACAUUCUGAACUAAUAGCAAUGCCAAUAGGCUAAAAGAGAUAUGGACACCACAGUUGCUCAAACUCUUUACCCGUUGCACCGAUGUAAAACCCUCCAUCUGGUAAGGCAUGCUCAAGGAAUUCACAACGUAGAAGGUGAAAAGAACCACGAUGCGUAUUUAUCUUAUGACCUUUUCGAUGCGCACCUCACUCCUCUUGGCUGGAAGCAGGUGCAUAAUUUACGCAAGCAUGUUCAAGCAAGUGGACUUUCCAAAAGAAUUGAUUUAGUCAUCACUUCUCCUCUGUUAAGGACCAUGCAAACAGCAGUUGGAGUUUUUGGUGGUGAAGCAUACACAGAUGGCAUAGAAGCAACUCCUCUCAUGGCUGCAAAUGCAGGAAAUAGUGACCAUUCUGCAAUUUCAAGUCUGAAUUGCCCACCAUUUGUGGCUGUAGAACUUUGUAGAGAACAUUUGGGAGUCCAUCCAUGUGAUAAGCGAAGAAACAUUAAAGAGUACAGGCCCCUUUUUCCUGCAAUUGAUUUUUCACUGAUAGAAAAUGAUGAUGACGUUCUGUGGACGCCUGAUGUUAGAGAGAAGAAUGAAGAAGUCGCAGCUAGGGGACUAAAGUUUUUGAGCUGGUUGUGGACACGUAAGGAGAAGGAGAUUGCAGUUGUUACACACAGUGGAUUCUUGUAUCAUAUGUUAAGUUCUUUUGGCAAUGACUGUCAUCCUACAGUGAAGAGUGAAAUAUGCACACACUUUGCCAAUUGCGAGCUUCGUUCAGUUGUAAUAGUUGAUAGGAGUUUGAUGGGGUCUGAUUCCUCAACGACUAAUUAUCCAGGAAAAAUUCCCCAUGGGCUUGAUCUCCCAAGCGAUGUUGCUGGCAAGCUCCAAGAGAACAAUGCAAACAAGUAAAUAUAAGUUUGGAUAUGGAUAAAAUAUCCGAUACAUAGAAAUGAUUUUUCUCGGACCCUCGGUGCUUACUCAUGUUGCACCGUCUUUAGUCAGUCUUGAAGGAACAAAAAUAUCUAGUUUUUCUUAGCUUGCUAAUUCUAUAAUGCAAUUUGAAGAGACAAUAGUCGUUGAUAUCUGAAGCCUGUUAAAAGGAAUUUUUAGGGUUCAAUUCUUUAUUGAAGCCGUAUAACACAUUCUUAAUUGAAGUUUAGUUCUUGGCUCUGGAAAAAUUUGAAGUUUUUAUGCAUAUGUUGCAAUGAACAAGAGCCACUAAAGAUUCUUGUUUUAGAUAUUACUGGACUUCUGUUGUAAUAUGUUGUAACUUCUCAGUUGUUUUCUUCUUUUCCAUUGGUGUAAGGGUAAAUAAUACAAAUUCUUUUCUGUA
Messenger RNA from Ziziphus jujuba (common jujube), 1587 nucleotides. Its product is annotated as phosphoglycerate mutase-like protein 1. NCBI's taxonomy places the organism in Eukaryota, Viridiplantae, Streptophyta, Magnoliopsida, Rosales, Rhamnaceae. The transcript is spliced from 11 exons. The record is from RefSeq and is a predicted model, not a curated record. Bases 312 to 1163 code for a protein of 283 amino acids. Gene Ontology annotation, cellular component: cytoplasm. Gene Ontology annotation, molecular function: phosphatase activity.